Lingula anatina is the source of this 1012-nucleotide messenger RNA. RefSeq lists its product as uncharacterized. The record is from RefSeq and is a predicted model, not a curated record. NCBI's taxonomy places the organism in Eukaryota, Metazoa, Brachiopoda, Lingulata, Lingulida, Lingulidae.
GAGAUUCAGCCGGGAGAAUGAGUGCUUUAAAGAUAGUUGUUUGCCUUGUGGUGUUUUUCUUCGCUUUUUGUUCAGCCGGGUAUAACCAUACCUGUCCCAAAGUGCACGACAUCCAGUCCAGUUAUGUGACCAAUCAGUUUAAUCUGACCAAAUUUCAGGGGAUAUGGUACGAGGUAGCCUACCACGACUACACACAGCCAAAGCUCUGCCGAUGUCAGCGCUCUAACAAGCACUACAGCCCGGAGAACAAAAAGAUCUACGACUACGGCAGCCUCUACUGCGUCAACAAAACCUACAUCCAGAACCUGUCAUUUGCCCUGACCAACGUGACAGGCUACUUUGAGGGCCACUGGCCGCUCGUCCCCACUGUCGUCUUCCCAGAUACUGUGGUGGCCGUCCAGUUAGACGCUAGGGGGAAUUACGUGUGGGUGAUAGAGUUCCAGUGCGUUCAGAUAUUCAACAGAAUCGACUUCGUGGGCAUCAACUUCUAUCACCGGCGUAACAACGUGACUACAGCAGAGCUGGACAGCAUGUUUAAGGUUGCUAGGCAACAAGGAUUGGGAGAGUAUAUGGACUAUGGACCAAAAGUUACCCUCGUGGACCAUAAGAACUGCGUUUAUCCGUAACAACAAUGAUGAUGUCAUUGAGAGAUAAUAAUAAUUUAUCUACACACACGCGUGCACACACGCACACGCACACACACACAGCGAUCGACCUUAGAGAACAGUGGUUUGGUAAAGCUUGAAAUUAGUGCUCAAUGUUGCUUAACCGCAAUUAGCAUAUUUACACACACCAACAGAAAAUCAGAAAAAAUAUUUAGAUUAAAUAUAACCAAAAGUAUUCUUAUAUAUUCUUGAAUAACUUUUGUAUGGUUAUGUUAGAUAAUAAUAUGACAACCAUUCUGCUCUGUUAACUUUUGAAAUAUUGAAAUGUUUGUAUCGGACAUAAAAGACCAAGAAACGAUGAAGGGCUUUUAAAAAGAAAAUAUGAAUUUGAAUUUUACUUGGAAACC